Molecule: messenger RNA, 2366 nt
Organism: Hyaloscypha bicolor E
Lineage: Eukaryota; Fungi; Ascomycota; Leotiomycetes; Helotiales; Hyaloscyphaceae
Exons: 5
Coding region: 57-2267 (736 amino acids)
Source: RefSeq, a predicted model, not a curated record
CCUCACACGUUUUCAACACGCGCCUUUUGUGAGCUCUCUUCAAGCAACAAUCAACCAUGGCAGAAACGGCCAGAGCCCAAUACCAACACUUCGUCCCGCAGUUCCUUCUAAGAAACUUCUCUCAUCCAUACAAGCCGCAAAAUACUGAUGCCAGGAAGUCGAAGCGCUCAAAACGCAAGUAUGCAAAGGGAAUGUUUCCAGGAGAUCUUGUCGUUCGCAAUCUCGAUCUGUCUGCGGACCCGCCUGUUAUCUGCGAGAUGCCAGUGAAGCGUAUUCUUGGUCAAGUGGACAUGUACCGGGACACGAGCAGUCCAUCUCCCGAACAGCAGCAAUAUAUAGAACAUAUGUUCUCCCGGAUAGAGGGUCUGACCAGCGCCAUUUUCCGCAAGAUCACCAAGGCUUUCGAGCAAAAAGACCAAGGGCUGUGGCUUACCCGGGACGAGCGAGAUCUUAUUCGAAAGUUCCUAUUUCUUCUAAAGUAUCGCGGAACAUGUUUUUAUCAACGCUUUUACCACGAUACUGCAGAGGGCUAUGAUUCAAAUGACCGAGAGCUGUUGCGCGAUUACAUGGCAGAGAAAGGUUAUAAGCGGCCGGUGGAUGUUUGGUUCAACAAUCUCAAAACGAUUAUGGAACUUCGCAUGGAUCCUGAGGGUGAAUGGAUGCAGGAGCUCCCAAAGCGCAUAUUCCUUGGCGAUGCUAUGUGGUUUAUUACGCAUUGCCAAUCGAAGUACAUGGCUAUCUGCACACCGUCUGAUCCUAAUGAUGAGUUUAUCCUUACGGACAAUAGCUAUAACGUCUUCGAAGGGCCAAACUACUUUGCGGCUGACGAAGGAACUGGAAAGAUCGAAGGCACAGCUUAUACACCACUCCACGAGUUCGCUCCAAUAUCUCCAAAACUGAUGAUUGUCCUUAGAAGCAACGUUUUCCCGGUGGCUGAGGAGGAUGCCGACGCAGACUUAAAGCUGGACCGAGACAUCUUUCGCUCCAGGGUCUUGGAUAGUGUCUACAAGAGGGAAGUGAAAUCCUUGCUAGAGGAUCUCCCAAUUCAGAAGGCACGCAAUAACUACAGCGAGAUCAUCAAUGGCCGCGUAAAGUUGAUCAAUGGCGAAGACUGGCAGAAUAGGAAGGACCACAAGUUUUGCUUUCAAUUCUUCCCUAUCGAGACGCAGCACGUCAACACGAUUAAUGGAAUUCUGCUCGAUAAUGCUUAUGUUUGUUCUAGCGUGGUUUUCAAAACGAUAGAGAGUUUCACGCACACUCUAGAAUGGUUCUUGACCGCACCAUGCACGAUCGGCAAGAUUGUCACAGGUGAAGAUGCGGAUCUUCGGCUCACAUGUCUAAAGAAACUAGCUGCAGUAUCGCAAUCUCUAGGUUCUGAAAAGAAACCUGUCUGGAGAGAGGAGCCUGUCCCCGUGGUGCAAGGACUUGAGAAUUUCCGGCUGAUGCACAUCGAACGAAGCCGGUUGUUUGGGGAGAUGAUCAAGGAUGAUCUGGAUUCCAUUCCUGACACGGAGUAUAUGCAAAUCUAUAAAACUUUAGGUGGAUCUAAAGAAAGUAUUCUCGGGGAUAUGACACAGGCAGCCUUGAUGUGGAAGCUGCGAGUCAAGAUCGAUGUUUGGUCCCGCGGCCUUGACGAGUCUUUACGCCAGCGUAACCGCGAACUUUUGAUAGCAGCUUACCUCCGGCUUCCACCACGCCGAGUAUGGCACUUUGUCAAACACAUCAGGUUCGCGUUUCUGAGUAAAAAGCCACGACUCGGAGCAGAGGAUGAGUCAUACGAUCCAUCAGACCCACUGGUGCAGGGGCCAGAAGAUACUAUUGCUCAAGCGUGUCGCAUUAUAAGGCCCGAAAAGCUCGCUCACCUUAUGUACAAGGCUACCAUAAACGAUUCAAAGAUGAAGCAACGGCCAGGGCUCAAUCUCUGGGCUGACAUGAGCCUUGACCUAAACGGAUUCGAACAAAUUAUGGCACUGAAGAUGUUCGCUUUCGAUGGACCUGGCUCUAUUCAUGACUGCGGAGUCUAUGAAAUUGAGCAGCUCGCUCAAAACAAACGAUUAAAGAUUCUUCGAGGUGGCCGAUCCUAUCAAGAAUUGGGAAACCUUAUCCUUGAAGAGGAUGAGAAAAUUGAACUCUUGACCAGAAUCAUGGUAAGAUCGAGGUUUAUGGAAGUCCUGAAUGGGAAACUCGAGAAGGGUUUGUUGGAACAAUUGAAGAAUGUGUUCUUUGAGGUUGUGUAUCCAACUCCGCCAUAUGGCGUGAAGGCCUAGACAUGAGCAAGAAAGCGCAAGCGCUUUUCUAACUAGAAUUCAGAUAAAUAGGCAAUCUAGUCGUGGUCUCUCACCUGAUUUAGCAGAGUCCUUCCUGUU